AUGCCACACUCAAAAUAUUGGUUGGAUCGUAUUGCAUCCUUGGAUCAUCAAAAUUCUCAAGAUUCCCAAAUCGAACCUCCCAUUACUCCAAAAGCUUUCAGGUUCCAUGCUUUCGUGAAGGUUGCAAAUUCUCCUUUCACAGACAGUGGAGCUGAUCAACUGUUGUUCUCCUUCUACUUGAAGCACAUGAAGCCCCGAUAUGAAACUUGGAGUGCGCACAAGAUAGUUGUCGUGAAGGUCACUAGGCCAAUCGAGACUGAAAGCUUCCCCAGUGUGAAGUUCAAAGUAGUGAGAGAUGUUGAUGAGAGAGAGAAAGAGAAGUCCGAACCUGUUAUGUCCUAUCUCCAACUAAUGCUCAAUUCUUAUAUUCAAGAAGUUGGAUUGAUGGAUGUGGAUAUUGUUGCGGUUCUAAAGAAGAAGCCGACUGUCGUUCCUAAGGAAGCUCUGAAAGACUUCGAGAAAUUAAAGCCAGGGAAGAUAUACGAUGAUGGAUGGUUCGUAGUGUACCAGUCUCGAGAAUGA
Lactuca saligna is the source of this 522-nucleotide messenger RNA. NCBI's taxonomy places the organism in Eukaryota, Viridiplantae, Streptophyta, Magnoliopsida, Asterales, Asteraceae. The record is from the annotation of a GenBank genome assembly.